AUGCCGGUUGUCAAGGGAGGUGUUUGGACCAACAUCGAGGAUGAGAUUGUCAAGGUAGCAGUCUCCAAGUAUGGGUUGAACCAGUGGGCUCGAGUAUCCUCUCUCCUUGCACGCAAAACUCCCAAGCAAUGCAAGGCUCGUUGGUCGGAAUGGUUGGAUCCUGCCAUUCGCAAGGUAGAGUGGUCGAAGGAGGAGGAUGAGAAGCUGCUUCACCUCGCGAAAUUGAUGCCCACUCAAUGGAGAACAAUCGCUCCUAUCGUUGGUCGAACCGCCACGCAAUGCUUGGAGAGGUAUCAGAAGCUUUUGGAUGAAGCAGAGGCGAAGGAGUCUGAUGAGCUGGGGCUAGGAGGGCCUGCGGGUGGUGAGACCGCUGCUCCUAGCGCUGAUGAUGUUAGAAGAUUACGACCGGGGGAACUGGAUCCUGAUCCUGAAUCCAAGCCUGCUCGACCGGAUACUAUAGAUCUUGAUGAAGAUGAAAAAGAGAUGCUCAGUGAGGCUCGUGCCCGUCUCGCAAAUACUCAAGGCAAGAAGGCGAAGCGAAAGGCCCGAGAGCGACAGCUAGAAGAAUCACGACGGUUGGCAGUGCUACAGAAGCGACGAGAGCUCAAGAAUGCUGGAAUCAACAUCAAGGUUGUUACGACGAAAAAGGGCCAGAUGGAUUAUAAUGCGGAUAUCCCCUUUGAGAAGCAACCGGUUCCUGGGUUCUACGACACUUUCGAGGAACAAGCUAAGAAUGAACGCCAACGGGAGCUAUUUGAUCCACGCAAGCAACAGUUGGCGAAUAAAAGAAAAGGAGAACCAGAGUACGAGCAGGACAAGAAGCGGCAGAAGAACGAUAAGAAUGGCUCAUCUGCAGCUUUUGCAGCGGCAGCAAGGGCCGGUCAGAUGCAGCGUAUUCGAGAAGCGGAACAGAGCAGCAAACGCCGGGCUCUGGUGCUUCCUUCUCCCCAAGUCAGCGAGAGCGAGCUUGAGGAGAUCGUUAAAAUGGGGAUGGCGGGUGAAAGGGCCAGCAAAAUGGCUGGAGAUGAUGAAAGCGACGGCGCACGGGGCCUUGUCGCGAAUUAUUCGACUAUUAUCGGUGGCACGCCAAUUCGAACACCUAGAGCGCCUCCCGAGGAAGAUCGAAUAGCGAACGAGAUCCGCAAUAUCAAGGCUCUAACAGAGACGCAAUCGUCUCUACUAGGCGGAGAAAAUACGCCUUUGCUCGAGGGGGGCCGGUCAACCGGGUUUGAUGGCAUUACGCCACGUCAACAGAAGAUGGUGACGCCAAACCCCAUGGCUACUCCUUUCCGUCAGGGUGGCGCAGCCGCGAUUGGAAGCACUCCAAUGCGAGUAGGGCCAGGAGCUACUCCACUGCGCACCCCCAGGGACAAUUUCAUGAUCAAUAAAGAAACUGGCCUUCCUGUCGGCAGCACUCCAAAGGAGAUGAGGAUACAAGAGAAUUUCAUGCGACGGCAGCUCCGGCAGCAGCUCGAUUCCCUUCCUAAACCGAAGGAAACGGAAUGGGAACUAGAAGAGCUGCCCUCAGAACAGCCAGAACUAGCAGUUAUAGAUGCGCUAACUGAAGAGGACGCCGCAAAACGGGAUAGGAGAAAUAAAGCUGCGGCUGAGAAAGCAGCGAAAGCAGAAUUCAAACGCCAGAGCCAAGUAUACCAGCGUGGACUCCCCCGACCACGCACAUUGGACAUCAAAGCGCUAAUAAAACAAGUUGAUGACAUUGAUGACCCAAUCAAACAAAUGAUCGCAAAAGAAAUGGCUAUCAUUAUUGCGCACGAUGCUCGCAGGUUCCCACUACCAGAAGCACAUAUCAAAGGAAAAGCGCCAAAACGCGAAGAACUGAAUGAUGACCUGUUAGCCGAAGCUAGAGCAGAAAUUGAAGCAGAGGUAUCUACGGGGUCAUUGGAUAAUUGGCAAGAGGGCUUUGGAGUAACUUGGACGUCUCUCCAUGACUCUCCAGCGAAGCUUCCAGGGCUUUCAAUCUACGAUGACGAAGAUAAUUUUGAGAAACAGGAACAGAACAUGCUUAUGGCUUUUGACAAUGUCCAAGAUAAUUUGAUGAAAACGGCAGAGAUGGGCAACAAGCUGGAGAAAAAAAUUGCCUUGCAUUAUGGCGGAUAUCAAGCCAGAGCAAAGACGCUAAGAAACAAGAUCUUGGAAGCAAAUGAAGCGCUACAGCAAUCCACGCUGGCUUUGGACUCGUUCAAAACUUUGCAGAUUGCCGAGGACUCUGCUGUUUUGCGACGCGUUGAGAGCCUGCGUGGUGAAGUCACGUUUGUAACCAGGCGGGAGCGAGAGGCUCAACAGGUCUACAGGCAGCGAAAGGACGAGCUGGAGUCUCUCGAGGCUGGCGGCAUUAACGGGUGGCACUAA
This is a messenger RNA of Uncinocarpus reesii 1704, 2370 nucleotides long. Its product is annotated as pre-mRNA splicing factor cef-1. Gene Ontology annotation, cellular component: Prp19 complex; spliceosomal complex. Lineage: Eukaryota; Fungi; Ascomycota; Eurotiomycetes; Onygenales; Onygenaceae. Gene Ontology annotation, biological process: mRNA splicing, via spliceosome. Bases 1 to 2370 code for a protein of 789 amino acids. The transcript is spliced from 3 exons. The record is from RefSeq and is a predicted model, not a curated record.